Messenger RNA from Plectropomus leopardus (leopard coralgrouper), 2749 nucleotides. RefSeq lists its product as uncharacterized. Gene Ontology annotation, cellular component: nucleus. The record is from RefSeq and is a predicted model, not a curated record. Lineage: Eukaryota; Metazoa; Chordata; Actinopteri; Perciformes; Serranidae.
CUUCGGUUUGUGUAUCGGCUGCUGACUUAACAGCUGCACCAAUUGUGUUUUGGUUUUGUUUUGCCUCCCAUGUGCAGUCAUCACGAGCUCUGGAGGCGAUUCUCUGCCUUGAUGGUGCAGAUCACUGUACAACAGCUGGAUGUUUAGAUGCAGCUCCUCUCGUGCUCCAGGUGUUUUUACACCGCGUAUUUAUGUUCUCAGUGACAUAUCCGUGUAAAUGAAAAUGAUAGAAGUGGGUUUGAGUGGCUGCAGCUAGCUGUAAAAGUCUCUGGACUUCAUGUUGUGAUCAUACAAUAUGAACGUGCCUCUCACCAAGCUGCAACAAUGACCUGAUUCAUUUGAAGAAUACUGUUACAAAAAACUGUUUUUAAUUAUACUUUAACUCUAAUUAUCCCUAAGAAAUCAGUGUUUGUGGCAGCUGUAGUCAAAGCAGGUUCAUCAUUUAUCUGAUACAGUAUAGUAAAGAGCUGCAAUGUCCUUAGCAUUAAGCUCAUUUACAACUUGAACUUGCAUUAAUGGGGCAGCAGCUGCCAGUAUCAGAAUUGGCCCGCCAGUCAGUUCUGCUGUAAAUCAGGUCUGACCCAUGACUGAGUACUACGAGGAGGGGGGGCUGCUGUACGAGCAAUCACCUCCCAUGCACAUCAAAGUGGAGUCUCCGGAGGGACCCUUUGGAGGGGGAGCCUCAGAAAACGGCUUCCCCAGGGAGGAUGAGGACUCGGAAGGCAGCUGUGACCAGAGCAGCGGACUGCCAGGGGGUCUCCCCUUCAACGUGGUAGUGGUGCAUCCGAACAUCAUGGCACCUGGCAUGUCCUCAGACGACCUCUUGUCCAUUGAACAAAACAGAGCUAUGUCAGCUGCACUGGCUGCUGGCGGUGCAGGAAAAAGAAAGAGUCGCUUCAGUGGAGCAGAGCUGGAGGUGUUGGUGUCAGAAGUCACUCGGUGUGAAGGAGAGCUCUUUGGUCCUGCGGGGAGGCUCCGGCGGCGGGAGAGAGAGCGCAUCUGGGCAGGAAUCCUAGAGAGGGUCAAUGCCGUGUCCAGAGUCCCGCGCACCCUCAGAGAGGUGAAGAAACGCUGGGACGACCUGAAGAGACGCAACGGAGGCAGGCUAGCGGACGCUCGCCACCGCAGCUGUUACCUGCCAUCCAGCAGGGGAGCCUCGAUGCUUGGCCGUCCGUCCCAGACAAGCCCCAGGCUUCAACAAGCCAGGCAAAAGCAAAGCACCAGACCAAAGCCCAGUUUCCCAUGCUUCCCUGACUCUGAUACAGGCGUAGGAGUGGAAGGGUCAGAGAGAGAUGGUUUGGAGAAAGAUGAGGACAAUCCUGAGCGUGAUAGAGAAGUGGGAGAAUCUGAAUGUGAACCUGUCGACAACAGCAUGGAAGACAAAUUGGGUUUAGGACUGGGUCUGGGCAUAGGACCACCUCCUCCAUCAGAACGAUGGCUGCCUCCUUCCCCCCUGUACAGUGCGCCUUUCCUCAAUGGCAGCCCUCAGCCCAGUAGUCCUCAGCCUUCGCUUGGAGCACAGCAGGGUCCUCUUGAAGCCCCUCUGCGCAGCUCCUGGCUGGAAGAUGAGCUACGUGGGUUAGGCGAAGCAGCAAUUCAACUGGGAAAUCGGGUAGAAAAGAGCCUGCGGGAGUUUGGGGAAGGUUUCAGGCAGGACAUGAGAACACUUGUCACCUCACAAGAGGCACUAGCAGUCAGUCUACAACAAAACAAUGUCCUCUUGCAAAGGCUGUUAGGAGUGCUUGAAGCCCAGCAACAACCGCAGCCGCAGCAACAUCGCGCACAACAAGCACACCAGUCACAAACAUCUCAACAGCAUUUACAGCCACAGCCAGCUCAGCAGCAGCAGCUACAAAAUACAGAACAACUGCAGCAGCAACAGCGGAUUGAAGCACCACUGCAAACACACCUACAGCAUCAGCAGCCACAUGUUGUACAACCACAGUCACAACAACAUCAAACACAAAUACAGCAGCAGCCACAAGUCACCCAGCAUUCGAAUAAUCAGUCAGCAGUGGCGGUGGCUCCUGCACCAUCGUCACCUGAUGUACAUGGCACUUUUCCCUCUGACCCACCCACAAACACAAAUGACAGUGUGCAGAGGCCGCGGCGAGGAAGAGCUGUUGAUCACAGGCGCAGAAGACGACGCUGAGGAAGAAAGCACUAAAAAUCAAAGUGCACAUCAUGCAUAUUUGGUGUUUCAAAAUGUGACGAGAAAUUGUACUCCUUUUCUAUUGACAGUAUUUCUGUAAAAAUAAUGUUAUUUGGAGUUUUAAAUCAGAAAAUUGUCUUGCACUUAAGUUUGUCUUCAGAGAGGACUGAAGCAGAUAAGAAAUUAGACACAUGAGAUAAUCGGGUGGCCUUAACAUUAGCUUGGUUCAUGCGCUAAAAGACUUUCCUGAAAAACUGUUGCUCUAUGGAGGACAGCUCCACUUACAUGAGACUUUCAAUACCCGGACAACAACAUACUGUAGGUGCUGAUGUUUAAUAAUGCAUGUCACUGUACAUGCUUUGCAGCCGAGCUGCAAAGCUCUUGAUGCUCUUACUAGUUCAGUACUGUCUAAAUUCUCCUGAUACACUAACCACAUUGUCACAAAGUACUUGUAAUCUGCAGUUGUUACCAUAUAUUGUAGUUAUACAGCUAUUGUAAUUACCUGCUAAUGUAUGCUUGUGCUUUUUAACAGUUUCAUGGAAAAGUAUGACUUUUCCAGCUUUGGUCAGACAAUAAAGUUAGACUGUGUUCUGUUCA